AUGCGUGAAAUAGUUCACUUGCAAACCGGCCAAUGUGGCAACCAAAUUGGUGCUGCGUUCUGGCAGAUCAUCUCAGGAGAGCAUGGCCUUGACGGCUCUGGAGUGUAUGUCAUUACCUAUGUCCAUCCCCUUGACCAUGGAGUUGACCAUGCAAAUAGUUACAAUGGCACCUCGGAUCUCCAACUUGAACGCAUGAACGUCUACUUCAACGAGGCUUCCGGAAACAAAUAUGUCCCCCGUGCCGUCCUCGUUGAUCUCGAACCUGGUACUAUGGACGCUGUUCGAGCUGGCCCCUUCGGUCAGCUCUUCCGUCCUGAUAACUUUGUCUUUGGCCAGAGCGGUGCUGGAAACAACUGGGCCAAAGGCCACUAUACCGAGGGUGCCGAGCUUGUAGACCAAGUUCUCGAUGUCGUCCGACGUGAAGCCGAGAGCUGCGAUUGCCUUCAAGGGUUCCAGAUCACCCACUCCCUUGGUGGUGGUACUGGUGCCGGUAUGGGUACAUUGUUGAUCUCCAAGAUCCGAGAAGAAUUCCCCGACCGAAUGAUGGCCACUUUCUCCGUGGUCCCCUCCCCCAAGGUUUCCGAUACUGUGGUUGAACCAUACAAUGCUACCCUGUCUGUUCACCAAUUGGUCGAGAACUCGGAUGAGACCUUCUGCAUCGACAACGAGGCUCUCUACGACAUUUGCAUGCGCACCCUCAAGCUGUCCAACCCUUCAUAUGGCGACUUGAACCAUCUUGUCUCGGCAGUCAUGUCGGGCGUCACCACUUGCCUGCGUUUCCCCGGUCAGCUCAACUCUGACCUUAGAAAAUUGGCCGUCAACAUGGUCCCCUUCCCUCGACUUCACUUCUUCAUGGUUGGCUUUGCUCCUCUCACCAGCCGCAACGCCUACUCCUUCCGCGCCGUCAGUGUUCCCGAGCUUACACAGCAGAUGUUCGACCCCAAGAACAUGAUGGCUGCUUCCGACUUCCGGAACGGCCGAUAUCUGACUUGCUCUGCUAUUUUCCGCGGCAAGGUCAGCAUGAAGGAAGUUGAGGAUCAGAUGCGUAACGUUCAAAACAAGAACAGCAGCUAUUUCGUCGAGUGGAUCCCCAACAACGUGCAAACCGCUCUUUGCUCGAUUCCCCCACGUGGCCUGAAGAUGUCAUCUACUUUCGUGGGCAACUCUACCUCUAUCCAAGAACUCUUCAAGCGCGUUGGUGACCAAUUCACGGCCAUGUUCCGACGCAAGGCUUUCUUGCAUUGGUACACCGGCGAGGGAAUGGACGAGAUGGAAUUCACCGAGGCUGAGUCCAACAUGAAUGAUCUCGUCUCGGAGUAUCAACAAUACCAAGAUGCCAGCAUCUCCGAGGGAGAAGAGGAGUACGGCGAGGAGGAGGCUCCUUUGGAGGAGGAAGCAUAA
Fonsecaea monophora is the source of this 1401-nucleotide messenger RNA. Its product is annotated as tubulin beta chain. The coding region runs from base 1 to 1401 and encodes 466 amino acids. The record is from RefSeq and is a predicted model, not a curated record. Gene Ontology annotation, cellular component: cytoplasm; microtubule. Gene Ontology annotation, biological process: microtubule cytoskeleton organization; mitotic cell cycle. Gene Ontology annotation, molecular function: GTP binding; GTPase activity; structural constituent of cytoskeleton. The transcript is spliced from 7 exons. Lineage: Eukaryota; Fungi; Ascomycota; Eurotiomycetes; Chaetothyriales; Herpotrichiellaceae.